Messenger RNA from Auanema sp. JU1783, 288 nucleotides. Lineage: Eukaryota; Metazoa; Nematoda; Chromadorea; Rhabditida; Rhabditidae. The record is from the annotation of a GenBank genome assembly.
AUGCCUUCCUCUACCGUUCCUGGAGGUUUUGUGUGUUGUAGAGCCUCAGGAGCUCCAAACUUCAAACGUGAUGCCAUCUUCUACGUUCCUGGAGGUUUUGUGUGUUGUAGAGCCUCAGGAGCUCCAAACUUCAAACGUGAUGCCUUCUUCUACGUUCCUGGAGGUUUUGUGUGUUGUAGAGCCUCAGGAGCUCCUCAAUCAGACAGUGUAUUUCUACUCGUAAGAACUCGAUGCGCAGUAGUGUGGAAAGAAGCUCAAGGAAGUUCAUACAGAAAACUGUUCAAUUGA